GAACCGAUAGAAUCGAACGAUCUGCGGCGGGUGAUGAAGACAAUCUUGUGCAAUCAAACGGUGAUUGGUGUCCCGUUAACGUUUGCUGGCUACUAUGGAACAAUCCGUGGUUCGGUGCCGGACGUACGCACGCUACCCUCGCCACUGUACAAACUGGUCCAUAAAAAGCACCACGAAUGGACGGCACCGUUUGCUUGGACCGCUAUGUACUGCCAUCCGAUCGGGCACAUCAUCAGCAAACAUGAUCCCGCCAAUGAUCGGCAUACAGCUCAUGAAGGCGCACAUCUUCACCACUGCCAUCUGGUUUCCGUUGGUAAUCCUUAACACGAUUCGGGAUCAUUGUGGCUACCAUUUUCCGUUCUUUCCCAGCUCCGAGUACCACGAUUAUCAUCACGCGAAAUUUACUGAGUGCUUCGGAACGUUCGGGUAUCUCGAUUGGUUGCACGGGACGGACCCAACGUUCCGGAAGUCAAAGCAGCACCAGCGUCAUCGUACACUUUGGGGCAUUAAAUCGGCCCGAGAGUUGUAUCCGGAUAGUUAAUCCGAAGCCACCUGUUUGCCAUCCAAAGCUUACGAGUGAGGGUGGUAAGGAAUACGUCGUACUAAAUCAUCCAUCGUUGUUUCGUCUUUCUAGCUGUUCUAUUUAAUUACAAACUCAUGUAUUCAAUAAAACCGUUUGGGGGCUCUUCAACCAAUACGCAUAAUGCUAGGAAACAUAGAAAGAAUUCGGCAUUUUUCUUGGACCUUUUCUCUACUCAUU
Molecule: messenger RNA, 760 nt
Organism: Anopheles moucheti
Lineage: Eukaryota; Metazoa; Arthropoda; Insecta; Diptera; Culicidae
Product: fatty acid hydroxylase domain-containing protein 2-like
Exons: 3
Coding region: 95-541 (148 amino acids)
Biological process (GO): sterol biosynthetic process
Molecular function (GO): C-4 methylsterol oxidase activity
Source: RefSeq, a predicted model, not a curated record